This is a messenger RNA of Porites lobata, 6610 nucleotides long. The record is from the annotation of a GenBank genome assembly. NCBI's taxonomy places the organism in Eukaryota, Metazoa, Cnidaria, Anthozoa, Scleractinia, Poritidae.
AUGCCCGGCAAUGAUAUUGAGAAGGCAAAAGCAGACAUCUUUUCUGAAGCAAUCUAUGACUUAGAAAACGCGUUUAUCCGUGCAGUUGCCGACCCAGACAAAAACCAACAGGUAAAGCAUGAUUAUCAUCAUCAUCAUCAUCAUCGUCAUCAUCAUCAUUAUUAUUAUUACUUUCUUCUUUAUUUUUAUACCAUAAUACAACAUAAUAGCCGAGCCCAUUCCUAGGGCCUAGGGUUAGAAUGAGGUAGAAGUCUAUUUGAUGGAGACUGUCUUAGGAUGUGAGUUGUUGUUACUAUUAUUAUUAUUAUUAUUAUUAUUAUUAUUAUUAUCCGUCUCAAUGUACUUCCGUUUGAAUUUGAGUUGCUAAAAAGCCCAAAAGAAUUCAUUAAAGUUCUCUAUAACAUAUGAAAUGUAUAACAACACGUACACAAUCAAUAUUUCUUUCCGAUGAUGUUUUCUUUUCCUUUUGUUGCUUUCCAAAAUUUUAAACCUUAUUUUAAGAGAGGAUGAACUAUAGGUACUCGAACUGAUUGCGCUUUCCUUUUUUAAAUAAAAUUAUAGAGAGUUUUGAUGGCCAAGUUCAAAUCAGAAACAGCACCUAAGGCAUCCGUCUACCUGGAAAAAUUUCUGGAUAAAAAUCCUAAAGAUGAAGUGUUCUGCGUUGAAAAUAAGGUAAGUUCACAUAGAGAGCUUUUCUACCCGGCGGACUAACACGGGAAUAAAAUGUUUUUGGGUAUCCUAGCCAUCCUUUCUGCUUUGCAUUUCUAGGAUGACAGCGUCUCGGUUUUCUUCUUGUUUAACAGCUGAGUUAUGCAGACAUCAGUUUCUUCGCAUUCUUUAACAGUUACCUUGGUGGUGGUGAGUUGGAAGUACCAGAAGCUUUGAAAGACCAUCCGCGCCUUACAACGCUGUACGAAAAAGUCAGGGACGAACCCAAGAUCAAAGCGUGGAUUGAGAAACGUUCAAAGACACCUCUGUGAUGAGCCUGUAAAAUCCUUUGACGUUAGUCAGGAGCCUAGAACUAAUUAGACUUCGAGUAGUCCCCAUUUUUCGCUCGCUCUACUAUGCCUGAGGAAAAAUGGGGACUUCUCGUAGUCUAAGUACUGAUAGGCUAAUUAAUCUACUAUGAUAUAACGAACGCACCGGCCUUUUACUGUUGUAGUCCUGAAUGUGGCUUGAAUUAGUAAAUCCUGCAGGAUCAUUUGUUUUGGUAUCUGAAUAAAGCCUACUGAAUAACUGUCUAAAAGUUUUAUUCAACUGGACAAUUUUAACCAAAAACUACCCGCUCCCGUCAAGGUUUGUCCCCCAUUACCGGGUUAAACUACCAGGAGCCUGGUCCCAGCUUCUAGUGCUCAGGCCUCAAAACAGUCAAAAGUAAGAAAAGGAGUCCAGUCCACAAAUUUGUACAAUUGCGUUUUUGAAAGAGAAGUUAGGACAUUUCACGUUUCUCAUCCCACACGCAAUAACUGAAAUUGCAGGCCCCUUGGGUCCAUUGUGGAGUAAAGGCAUGAGAUAGCAAUUUCUGGCGAACACGUGAUCAACUUUCUCGAAACUUUCCCACAUGAAGUCAUGGUUUGCAACUGGUUUUUCGACUUUGUCCACGGACCAAAAGAGAAAUAUACACAUCAAUCCCAAGAACGUUUAUCUUGUGUUUGUUUUUGUUUUUCUCUUUCAGAGCGAGACAAGAAGAGACUUUUAAGACUCCUGAUCUGUUACGAAUCAUGUUUUUUUGUUAUAAAACAAAGAGUAAAAGUGAGUUGUUGUGUGUACCCGCCUUCUAGCCCUCAGUCCUUGGCGAUCUGUCGUAUGCGUGACAGUAAUCGGCGCGACUGUCAGAAGGUAAUAUUUUUGUAAUAUAAUGCAUAACGUAUUUCACCCCCCACUGGCUCAACUACAAUAACGACCUGAUCUUAUAGAUCCGAUAUGCUGUAAUUUUUGCAUGGUUAUGUCCAUGUUUUUGAGGUUGGUUUUGAUCAAUCCUUUAUUUUCUCCGCGAGAUAUCAACUUGACACUUGGACUCUUGCCCUCCAGAAGACACGUGAUAUGGCGUGAUUCUCAGGUAUACUGAAGAGUUACAAUAAUAGCGAAACAGCUGUCUAUGGCUACAAUCCCGCUUUGUUUUGAGUUCUUUCGGUGUCGUGUUGAUGUCCUGUAAAGGUAACCUUUACCUAGUACGAUCCGUAUUGCAGUAUUCUGCUUGCAAAAUUUAAAUUGUCUACUUGUUAUUUUUGCUGAUCAGGUCUUUAUAGUUCCUACGUUAUUCGGCAUAUUCGUGUGCGGUCCUUUGCAGUCCUUUUGUGGUAAAAUGUUUGUACUCCAACUACAAUAGCCGUUCUUAUAUUUCCCAUUACGUGCCCCCCCCCCCACCUCCUCCCUCCAGAAGAGCACCCCAGGAGUUAACUAUCAAGACAAUCCGGAAGACCUCUGGGUCACACACUGACAGUUGAUGCAUCACAGUUUUGGCCGUCUUAAAUUUACGGCGUGUUUGUGUACUAUAUAUUCGUAUUCUACACACGUUUGUCCUGAUCUUCCAGACUUUCCUUAACGAGAUGCCUCAAUACAAGUUAACUUACUUUCCAAUCCGUGGCAAAGCCGAAUGUAUCCGGAUAGUCUUCGCAAUCGCUGGCGUCGAAUUCGAAGACGUUCGCGUUCAUCCACAAGAUUGGCCAAAGCUCAAAGAAUGUAGGUAUUACAACAUUUUAAAGCAAAGAACAUUAUCACGGACGUUUUAUACCCAAUCGCGUUCUUAGGUUGAUCUCUUAUUCCAUGAUUGUUUCUUUUUUUGAUUUAUUAUGAGGGUUAGGGUCAAAGCGAUAGCCUGUUCCAGGCUUGGAACAGGCUAUCAAAGCGACUGUAUUUGUCUCAAAUCAGAAUUUACUCUAUGAGAUUAAUUGACUGAUAAACGCAGGUCUGUAUGUGUUUCAAAUUGCGUAGUCUCAACGCGAUACUCAAGAAAGAAACAGCUUAUCACUGGGAUAUCGGAACCUUUCAUUUCAUCCUCCGGUUGGCAUGACUGAAUAUUUGAACCUUGUUUAAAAUAUGGACACCGUCCAAAGAGACCAAAGGGACACUGAUCAAAGUGUCAGUUGUACAGCAGAGGGGUCUGGCUUAAGAGGGAGGAAAUGAAUAACGUUUGGUAUGUUUGAGACUAAGAGAACAAGCCGUAACAUAGGAGUGCCCGCAAGGACAGGUUCAACUGUAUGUAUUAUCCUAAAACAAGUGAAAUCUCAUUUAGACUUAUCGUUCAUGGGCCAUUUUGUACUAAGAAAGGAAUGUUUGUUUUAAUGAUUUGUUUUCAUAGUAGCUUAUUAAUUUCGUGAUCUUUGGCAGUGGUUCAUUUCUUUUGUUUUGGGAUUUUUUCUCAUCGAUUUUUUUUGUACUCAGACCUUUUGUUGUGAAAGCUUCUAGACCGGAUCUUUUGUGAAAGGAGCUCUGUGAUCGUAUUUUUCGGUCGGUAGGACAGCACUGUUGGACCAUAAAAAUUGUAAUUGACAGAUAUCACACAUAUUUACUCGAAUGUGACGACAUUUAACAAAAGCGUUACUGUUUGACAGAUGAGUUGAUUGCUUUUUCGGUCUCACAAGAUAUUUGACUGAUCGUGUUAAAAACGGUAAUUGGAGAAGAUAACGACUAGGAACUGGUGACUAAACUUAUCAUCGUCAUCAUCACUAUUCAGUGCAAAGUGGAUGGUUUUACAAGGGGUAUUUUGGCGACUCGAUAGCCUGCGAAAACAUCCGUUUCUCCUCGCUCUUCGCCGCAGGGGAGGCCAGCGACUCGAGAGUGGCCCUAUCUUGUCUAGCCUCCCACGCAGACGAACGAACCCCUAAGAACGUCUACGUGGGAGGCUAUAUUUUGUCCUCGUGAAAUGUGAAAUGGGUAGUUUUUCCUCGCGAAUCGAGAUUUCCAUAGUUAAACGUGAUUUUGCAAAAUAAUUCCUUCGUGAAGCGAAAAAUAAAUGAACCUUUAAUUUCGCUGUGUCUGUUAUUUUCGUGAGUGUAAAAGGUCUGUCAUAUUUCCCGUGAAACGUGAUCAAUUACACCACCCACCCCCCCACCUUUACCACCCUCUGAAGCAUGUGGCUCUGCUCAUUUUUUGAGGCAUUGACUUUCACUGUAUAAGCGUAAGUAUAUAAGUGCUUCAAAAACUGAGGUUAUAAAUACAUUUGUUACAUUUUAUCCCUUCAGCUGGAUUAAGCCCUUCAGGUCAGCUUCCUAUUCUGGAAGUGAACGGGCAGAUUCUAACACAGUCCAAAGCUAUUCUAAGUUAUGUGGCUAAGGAACUUGGUUAGUACCAUUUUUAAAUUUGUAUUUUAAUCAGUACAGUAGAAUGUUUUUCCCUCUCCGAGAGUUGGUUAUCACGGGAGAGUUGGAUAACUAAGGUUACUCCACGAUGAGGGGGAGGAAAAAAAGUAGAGGAAGAAAAAAUAAUAACGUUAAAUCGUGCAUGAAGCGGUUGCAAUAAUGACACUUCUUUAGUUCAGAGAAUUGUUUAAGCAAAGUGGUCACCAAGAAGAAAAUCAGUUUUUUUUAGUUCUUGGCAAUACGGGUAUAAUGCAGUCGUAAAUAUAACCUAGAAAGCAGUUUUACUUUUGUGGUUUAUUGAGGUUUGGCCCCAGAAGACAAUUUUCAGCUUGCUCAAGCCGACAUGUUAGCUGGUGUGAUCUCAGAGUUAGAAGAUAAGCUAAACGCAGCCUUCGCCAACGAAGACCAAGAAAAAAAGGCGAGGAACUUACAUCUACAAUAAUAUUGCACUGUUAAGUAAAUGUUGUAGUGGCCUAGAUUGCAGCUGGGAAUUUAGCUCCGUCGUUAGCCUGCGUAGCUGGCGGAAUGGUUUUUUGAGCGUGUGAGAAUUUUGGUGGCGAAGCGAGGGCAAAAACGUCUCCUUCCCAUUCUCCGCACGGUUUUGCAGCUCCUCUUUCCUCCUAACCUUUCCUCGCGCGCGAACGAUCCCGCUGGUAACGCAGGCUAAUCGAUCGUUAGGAGUUGAAUUGCUGUUUUGCCUUUCUCGUAUAGCUUUAUUUCCGCCCACUCCACGUUACCUUCCAACUAAUUAUUGCUGUAUGGACGUUCCUAAGGUUUCCUAAGUUUUCAAAGCAGAUACUGACACAAUUUUUAUUAUUAUUAUAUUUAAACAAUUAACCGUGUUUGAUUAUUUUUUGGAAAGCCCCUGAAAUUUGUUCUUUUCUUUAUAGGAAAAAGCUCUCACGGCUGUUCGUGAGCUUCUUGUUAGCAGAUGCGAAUAUUUUGAGAAGCUCCUGGCUACUAACAAUAAGAGGGGAUUUUUCUUUGGAGAAAAGGUUGAUAAGUAAAUCUAUAGUGAACAGUGACUUCUAUUUUAAGUUAGGCAAGUAGUCCAUUUUGUGCUAGCCUGCGAGUAGGCUCACUUGUGCGAGUUCAGGGGAAAUUUUGGCCCGCUCGCAAGCUACUUUUUGUCCCUAAUUUCUCCAAAGGGAGGAAAAGUCUGAGUGUAAACAGGAGGUCAGGUGAGGAAGGGAAAGAGAAGAAGUUGUUUUCCUCCUCAGUUUUUUCCCCCUUACAUCCAUAUGCAUCGGUAAUGAUUAUGAUUAUUAUUAUCUAUCGAACGUCUCUAUAUAGAAAGUUGGCCGGGUAUGUGCUUGGGGCCAACCUUAUCCCAGGGCUUUUUAAUUGCCGUUACAAAAUGGGAGGGACCUUUUCUCGCCCUCCCAUUUUCUAGGGAAAAAUCCCAGGAACAAAGUUGGGUUGGAGUCGGAGCCCUUGCCGAGGAACAACAAGACUAUUUCGUCUAUCUUUCGUUCCCUGUUAUGACAAGCCUUCCGGAGAAUUUUAGCUGUUCCAUAUUAACUCGAUUUCUGCGUUUUUCCAACGAUUCCCAGCUCUCUCAAAAGCUAUUGAUGUCUUGUGGUAACGGAUCCAGCUCCAAUCACAAAUAGAACACUGUUCAUUCGAUAGAAGAAUCAAGUAAACAACUCUGAAGUCGUGUUGGUAGUCACUGUUAAGAGGCUAUUGGUACACCAUUAGAUCGACCUAGAAACAAAAAUACAAAUGCGGUAUCGCUAUAUGAUUUCGUUUAAUGAUAAACUAAUACAAGAAUACUUAUUUUUUGCAAUAACUACUCCUACAUUUUUUUCUUUAGCUAACCUACGCAGAUGUUGUGGUGUUCGCGUUUCUAAACAGCCAUUUACUAAAGGGCAAAGCAGAAGGGAUCCCUGAGCUGCUUAAAGACUUUCUGGCCUUAUCCGCUUGGUAUGAGCUGGUCAGAACCCAACCCAAGAUUUUAGAAUGGCUGAAAAACCCUCCAGCAGAUAUCAUCGAUUAUGUUUACUGAGAAAUGAAAAGGAACUCACAGGAUAACCUUGCUUGCAGAUGAGACAGAAAAAUGUUAAAGUAGAUAUUAGGGCCGUUUAUACGAGAAAAAUAACACGCGAAAAUAUAAGACGCGCCCUAAAUAAGAGGCAAACUAUCUCGUAUAAACGGCACAUUGCGUUUGAAUUCUAGCUAAGACGCGUCUUAUCUAAGAACAGCCCCUAACACCUGUUCUUCGAUAAGACGCGUCUUAGCUAAGUCUUGUUUAGGACGCGUCUAAAGAAAGACGCGUCCUAUUGUUCCUGGUCUAAAUAGCCCUAAUUUUU